AUGUAUUGCGGUGAUAUAUUCUUGGCUGAAUAUGAGGGCUGCUUUUGGCCGACUUUCGUUCAUAGGGUGUUUUUAGAAUUAAGUGCCAAAGGUGGAUCCUCCUCCCGCCGGACCCACCUGAGCCUGCACGUGGUGGAGCUCCCUGGCCAGCCCGUGCUGAGGGUGGGCGGGCAGCGCGCCACGGACGGGGUGCUGGGCCCGCUGCAGGAGGGGACCGCCCUGGCCAUCACCUGCAGCGUCUCCGGAGGCGUCCCCCCGCCCAAGGUCGUCUGGAAGCGCCAGGAAAAGAUCCUCGACCCGACGGUGGAGUCUCGCUCGCCGACGCUCACGGUGAACCAGCUGAACAUCGCCCGACUCACCCGCGCCUUCCACAACGUCCGACUGACGUGCGUCGCCUCCAACAACAACGUCACCGCCCCGGUCGAGGCCUCCAUCACGGUCACCAUGAACCCUGCCAGUCCCUAUUCAAGCUGGAGGAGUGCGUUGCCUGCAGCUGUCGCUCCCUCCUCCGCGACAGAGAAAGCAGGUUCUACGCUGAGUCUACUGCGCAUUUUCCCAGCUGUCGUGGCUACUGCUGUGUGGCGGCUGAAGUCUCGGGUCUGUCAGGCUGGGAGUCCUUUUGCCAGAUGUGCGCCCCUCGUGACCCGGCUGGAGGCGCCCCCGAAGGGCCUGAGGGUCGGCAGGGAAUACGAAAUCUCGUGCGUGUCUGCCGGAUCACGCCCGCAUCCCAACAUCACUUGGACGCUCGGCAGCGUGGCCUCGCUCACGCCCAUCACCGCCAACACGGAGCACGGCGUAAACAUGAGCACCUCCCGAGUUCGCGUCACAGCCUCGCGACGGCACCACGGCCAGCGACUCACCUGCACCUCACUCAACCCGCUGUUCCCCGCCUACCCCCUGAGCGACUCCAUCCUGCUUAACGUCACCUAUCCUCCCGUGGCCACGAUAGAGCUGGGGCGAGGCGUGUCCUCCGUGGUGAAGGAGGGCGAGGACAUCUACUUCAACUGCAACGUCGACUCCAAUCCUCCGACGUACAAGAUCUCGUGGUACCACAAGGGACGGCCCCUCCUCCACGCCCCCGACCGCGGCCUCCUCCUCAGUGGGAACAGCCUGGCACUGCGGAGUGUGACGCGGCAUCAAGCAGGACCCUACAUGUGCGCCGCCUCCAACGUCGAGGGGGACGCCCAGAGCCGCCCUCUUGACCUCUCCGUUAAUUGCACUCUCCCCCAGAUGCCAACAGCAGGUCUCACCCCACCCCCCCUCUUCUCCCCCCCCCCCAGACUCCCCGUGUGCUCCGACGACUCCAGCCCCUCCAAGGUGUACGCCACGGGACUCGGUCAGUACAUCAACGUGACCUGUACCGUCAAGGCCUCCCCGAACGUGGCCAAGUACCUGUGGGUGUUCAACAAUUCCGUCACGUCGGAGAGGAUACCUGGGGAUCAGGUCCUUAAAACGCCAGAGGGCGGCAGCGUAGUGAAGUUCAUAGCCCGCGCCCACCAGGACUACGGGACGCUGCAGUGCUGGGCCCAGAACAGCGUCGGCCGCAUGACACAGCCCUGCCUCUUCCACGUCGUCCCCGCAGGGCGCCCAGACCAGCCCCUGGGGUGCGCGGUGGUCAACAAGACUUACGACUCCCUCGCCGUGGGCUGCACGCCGGGCUUCGACGGCGGCCUCGAGCAGACCUUCCUCGCCAAGGUGUUCGAGGCCGUGACAGGGCGCAGCCAGGUGAACGUGUCCUCGCGGUGGCCCAACUUCACGCUGGAGGGCCUGACGCCCGGCCUGGACUACAUCAUCCAGGUCAUGGCCCGGAACUCCCUCGGGAACUCCGACCCCGUCAGACUGGAGGCCUUCACCUACAAGAUGGCGGAGAACAGAAUGAGAGACGAGCAGGUGGAGGAGGAGCCCGGGGAGGAAGGGCCCGCGGCAGGAGUGCUGCUGGGGAGCCUGGUGGUGGUGGUCGUGCUGGUUCUGGUGCUGGCGCUGCUGGUGCGCUGCCUGUGGGCGCGGCGCGGCCAGGAGGGACACAGAGGCCGCGGGAAGAGCAGAGGCUACGCGCCGCCCGAGAAGCCCGGCGGGGGGCUCUCCGAUGAGGAAGAACUGCAUUUUGAGGUUCCAACAAUAAGUCUGGAGGCUCACAGGGAUCCAAUAACACACAUAGCCGACCAAGCGUUGUGAAGACCGAGGCCUCGCAACAUCGAUCAUUCCAACCAGAAGCGCCGCUCACCCCUUCCAAGCUCUCUAUUAUGGGUUCCGAUGCCAUUAAGGGUCGACCUCUUACCCGUCAUUUGUUUAUAGUUUGUUUUUCUUCUUUUUCCUUUCCACUCUGAUUGUCAUUUGCUGAAACCUUCUGUACGAUGAUGAUUUUUCUUUAUUUUUGUUUCAUUGUAUUUGUGUUAUUGAUAAAUUCGUUUAUUGUAGAUGAUGAAUAUGUUCCAAAUAUUUUUUAUUGUGAUAUCAUGCAUAUAUUGCAUACUGAAUGAAAUACUUGAAAUUCAGUUUUUCUCGAUUUUGAUUAAGUACAUUCAACUCUAAAGCACAAGACACACAUACACACACACACACACAC
Molecule: messenger RNA, 2566 nt
Organism: Penaeus vannamei (Pacific white shrimp)
Lineage: Eukaryota; Metazoa; Arthropoda; Malacostraca; Decapoda; Penaeidae
Source: RefSeq, a predicted model, not a curated record